Messenger RNA from Mitosporidium daphniae, 450 nucleotides. RefSeq lists its product as uncharacterized. NCBI's taxonomy places the organism in Eukaryota, Fungi, Microsporidia. Bases 1 to 450 code for a protein of 149 amino acids. The record is from RefSeq and is a predicted model, not a curated record. The transcript is spliced from 3 exons.
AUGUAUGCUGAAACCGAAGGAGAAGAAGGGGUUGAUGCGGUCGAAAACGAAACGGCGUAUUUGUGCAAAUCGGCAAGAUCCUACGGCUCAGGGUUCGAGGUGAGCAUGGUCAGCUGGCAUUCGAUAUCUCUAUCGAAAGACCUUUCUCCUAAUAGGGUUAACUCGAAGCAAGAUACCAUAAUUGGAAGAGCCAAUUUGGGUGAGGAACACAGAGCCAUUAUGUGCGAGGAAUAUGCCCUUUGCAUGCUUUUUGGCCAUUGCGCAUUAAAGAAGCCCGAGCAAGAUGGAGCAGCAGUGAUUAUGGAAGACAAAUGGGGUAUGGGUCUUGCUUUGGCAUCUGCAUUUGUGGGUGACAAGGGGGCCUGUGUCUUUGUAGCCUUCAUGGGGUCUGGCGAAGAAAAAUACUCCCCCGAAAAGUAUCGUUGGAUCACAGGAGCCAGAUUGAAGUAG